Messenger RNA from Ipomoea triloba (trilobed morning glory), 2688 nucleotides. Its product is annotated as receptor-like protein EIX2. Gene Ontology annotation, molecular function: protein binding. The coding region runs from base 1 to 2688 and encodes 895 amino acids. The transcript has a single exon. The record is from RefSeq and is a predicted model, not a curated record. NCBI's taxonomy places the organism in Eukaryota, Viridiplantae, Streptophyta, Magnoliopsida, Solanales, Convolvulaceae.
AUGGGGACAUCUUUACCUCAAAUCAAUCACUUCCUGCUCACCUUCCUCGCCAUUGUAGUUACUGGGUUGUGCAUUUGUAGCGGAAGCAACACUACUGGGAUUUGCAAGGAAGAGGAGAAACAGGCGCUUUUGUGCUUCAAGGAGGAGUCAAAAUUUCCAGGGAAUUGGGUUGAUAGAGCCGAUUGUUGCACUGAAUGGGAAGGAGUUGUGUGUGAUAAUGUAACCGGUCAUGUCAUUGAACUCCAUCUAUCAACUUAUGAGGAUAAUCUUCAGAGAGGUAAAUUUAGUUCUUGUUUGCUUGAACUGAAACAAUUACGUUACCUCGAUUUUAGUCGUCUCAAUUUCAGUAAGUCUCACAUCCCGAAUUUCAUAGGAUCUUUUGUAAAUUUGCAAUAUAUUGAUCUAUCUUACACAAGGUUUGAAGGAAUCAUCCCCCAUCAACUUGGAAACCUUUCACAUUUGCAUACUUUAUGUUUGGGAGACAAUCAUCUCAAAGCUGACAGCCUUGAUUGGCUAUCCAGUCUCUCAAAUUUAAAAGUACUGGACUUGUCUUUUGCUAACCUUAGCAUGGUACAUAAUUUGGCAGAGGUGAUUAAUAUGCUUCCUUCCUUGCGUGAGCUUUAUUUAACUGAUUGUCAUAUUUCAAAAUCAUCACAUCCACUUGGCCAUAACAAAUCUUCACUUCAAGUCCUUGAUCUUAGAAGUAAUGAAUUCAACACUGUCAUUUUUAGAUGGAUAUUCAACCUUGAUAGCCUUAUUUCACUUCAACUAUCUGGUUGUGGUUUUCAAAGUCCGUUUCCUGAUGAUUCUUGGAAUUUGACAUGCCUUAGCAUUCUUGACAUUUCUGGAAAUAAAUUCGGUGGCCAUCUUCCCAAUAGUCUUUGGAACUUGACUUCUUUGUCAUACCUUGAUCUCUCUGAAAAUAUGUUCACGGGGGAGAUACCAAAGCCAAUUGGAAAACUCAACAAGCUGCAAACACUUAGACUUUUUAGCAACAAGUUAUAUGGACCACUUCCAGAGAAUUUAGGAUAUUCAUUUCCAAUGUUAGAAACUCUUCACAUUGGGGAUAACAUGUUAGAAGGCAUAGUGACGGAAAAUCACUUUGUUAAUCUCACCAUGUUGGGGUAUUUACAAGCAUCUGGCGGAAAUAGAUUAACAUUGAAUGUUAGUCUAAAUUGGAUACCUCCGUUCCAACUUCUUGUGCUUCAUCUAAGUGGUUGGAAGCUGGGUCCUCAAUUUCCUACUUGGUUAAGAUAUCAACAUAGUAUUGGCGAGUUGGACAUAUCUAAUGCCGGAAUGCAAAGUGAGGUUCCAAGUUGGUUUUGGAGAUCUUUUCAAUUUAUUCUCCUUAAUCUUUCACACAACGAGUUGCAAGGUAAAAUUCAAAGUAUCUCAGUAUCCAAGUCAUUUGGAUUUUCACUCGUGUACUUGGGUUCUAACCAAUUUAGUGGUCCCUUACCUCAUAUCUCUAGUCACAUAAUUGAGCUAGACUUGUCAAACAAUUCUUUCUCUGGAGAUAUCUCUGACUUCUUAUGUCAUGCACAAAACAUGUCAAAUAACCUUCAAAUACUUCAUUUGGGAGGAAAUGCUUUAUCUGGAGAAAUUCCGGACUGUUGGAUGCAUUGGCCAAAAUUGAGAGUAUUAUAUAUGAAGGAAAACAAAUUGGUUGGAAGCAUACCAAAUUCCAUUGGGCUUUUGAAUAUGUUGGAAUCUUUAGAUGUGCACAAGAACAAGCUUUCAGGCCAUAUACCUCCAUCGUUGCAAAAUUGCACCUCUCUAUUCAAAAUUGAUAUGGGUGACAAUGGAUUCACAGGGAAAAUCCCAAGAUGGUUGGGGACUAGUCUUUCAUAUUUAACAAUCUUAAGUCUUCGAUCAAAUAAGUUUUAUGGUGAAUUGCCUCUAGAGUUCUGCCAUCUCACAUCCCUUCGCAUUUUAGACCUUUCCAAUAAUCACUUCUCUGGUUUGAUACCUAGGUGUCUUAAAAAUUUCACUGCAAUGGAGAAUUUUCCCACGGCUGAAUUUGAAAUAAGUUAUUCAUUUUAUCCAAAUGCCUUCGGUGAAAGUGCUCUAGUUACAACAAAAGGACUUGAGUAUGAGUAUGAUUCUAUGCCUCUAUCAUUGUUUGCUGAAAUGGAUCUUUCAAGUAACAAUUUCUUUGGGGACAUUCCAAUUGAAUUGACCAAUCUUUCGAGGUUGAGAUCCUUGAACUUAUCAAGAAACAAUUUGACUGGAAAUAUCCCUACGGAAAUGGGGAACAUGAAGUUAUUAGAAUCACUUGAUCUUUCAAGAAAUCAAAUUUCUGGAAAAAUUCCAUCAAGUUUCUCCAGUUUGUGCAGUCUAGGUGUUUUGGACUUGUCUUAUAACAACCUCUUCGGGAAGAUACCUUCAGGUACUCAGCUGCAAAGCUUUAAUGCUUCGUGUUAUGUUGGCAACAACCUUUGUGGCCCCCCAGUCUCACAAAAUUGUAGUGUUGGUGAUGGCAAAAUUCCCAAAAACAAAAAUAAAGGAGAUGAUGAUAAUUCUGGAGUGGACUGGUUCUAUGUUAGCAUGGCUAUAGGAUUUGCUGUGGGCUUUUGGGGGAUCUGUGGUUCUUUGUUUCUUGUGGAACCUUGGAGGAUUGCCUAUUUUAAGUUUUUGGAUAACAAGUGGAAAUCCUUUUUAGCAUGGGCACAUGCUCUAAGGACUUAA